Molecule: messenger RNA, 1356 nt
Organism: Musca vetustissima
Lineage: Eukaryota; Metazoa; Arthropoda; Insecta; Diptera; Muscidae
Product: cytochrome P450 6g1-like
Exons: 2
Biological process (GO): insecticide catabolic process; response to DDT
Molecular function (GO): iron ion binding; oxidoreductase activity, acting on paired donors, with incorporation or reduction of molecular oxygen; heme binding
Source: RefSeq, a predicted model, not a curated record
GAGAUAUACGACGAUCCAAAAUUUCACAACGAAUCGGUGGUGGGUGUUUAUGGCCUCUAUAAACCUAGUUUGUUGAUACGUGAUCCAGAACUCAUCAAGGCCAUACUUAUUAAAGAUUUUGAUAAGUUUUGUAAUCGUUAUUCGAAGCCAGAUCCCCAUACCGAACCAAUUGCUGCGAAUAAUAUUUUCUUUGGUGACUAUAAAUUGUGGAAAGAAAUGCGUUCGAAAUUCUCGCCCAUGUUUUCGGGAGGAAAACUUCGGGCCAUGUAUCCUCUUGUGAUGGGUGUGGCUGAAAAUAUUGGCGAUCACCUAAUGAAGCAGGGUCAUGUGUUCUCUAUGGAAGUGAAGGGUUUAUGUGCUCGUUACACCACCGAUGUAAUUGCCACCACCAUUUUUGGUUUCUCUUCAAAUUCCAUAGAAAAUCCUCAGGAGGAAAUUUAUAUUCAAACCCGAAAAAUCGCUACAUUUGAUUUGGGGAGAGCUGUGCGUAUCGCUAUUAUAUUUUUUGCCCCGAAAAUGGUACGCUUGUUUGGUGUGAAGUUUUUUGAAAAGAACUGUAUUGACUUCUUCAGAAACUCUUUGAGAUAUAUUAUCAAGGAGAGGGAAGAAAGUGGCCGCACUCGUAAUGAUUUCAUCGAUAUUGUUAUAAAACUAAAAGAGGAAAUGAAUGAAGAUCCACGAUCUUUUAUGGAACUUAUGCAUUCCCAGGCCAUCGUUUUUCUGGCAGCUGGCUAUGAAACCUCCGCCACCACAAUAUCAUUUGCUCUCUUCGAAUUGGCCAGGCAUCCGGAAAUACAAGACAAACUACGCAAGGAAAUUUUGCAAGCAUUCAAGGGAUCCAAAGGGAAGCUUUCUUAUGAGGAUUUUAAUGCCAUGGAAUAUUUGGAUAUGGUCGCCAAUGAAACCCUGCGAAUGUAUCCGGUGAUACCAAUACUAGAACGGAAAUAUGGUAAAGCGGAGGGUAAUUCUGCGCCCUAUUCUCUGAUGCCGUACUGCGAUUAUGCCAUACCUGAGGGAAUGCCGAUUUAUAUAUCCGUCUUUGGGCUACAUUAUGAUGCCAAGUAUUGGCCCAACCCGAAGCAAUUUCAACCGGAUCGAUUUUCGCCGGAAAAUAAAGGUUUUAUAAAUCCCAUGGCGUAUUUACCAUUUGGUAAUGGCCCCCACAAUUGUGUGGGCAGUCGUUUGGGUCAAAUGCAAACCAAGUGUGGACUUAUUCAGAUCCUUAAGAACCAUCGUGUUCGGGCAUGUGAUCGUACCACACAGCAACUUGAUUUUGAUCCCAAGGCCUUUGUUUUGCAGCUGAAGGGAGGCAUGCACCUGGAAUUUGUCAGAGAUGAUAUGUGUGAUAAUAUUUAA